This is a messenger RNA of Psylliodes chrysocephalus, 12322 nucleotides long. The record is from the annotation of a GenBank genome assembly. NCBI's taxonomy places the organism in Eukaryota, Metazoa, Arthropoda, Insecta, Coleoptera, Chrysomelidae.
CGAGUGCUAAAAAUCGACCAAGAGUGCCUUGUUAACGUUUGAAAAUAUGAAAAGUAUCAAAGCGAUAUUUCGUAGAGGACAGGCUACGAAAAUAGAGGGUCACACGUUGGGCGACAACUUGUCCAGAGCUUCGUCUGUCACCAAUCUAGAUGCGGAUCAAAAGGCCGCGAAAGGAGCCAGGCCCAGAAAGAGUUCGUCCAGAGAAAGAUUAGAUAGGAUCGGUGGAGAUGGAAGAAAACAGGAUAAGAAAGGAAUUGCGCGCAACAAUAAUAAACUAGAAUCGGAAGAAAAUACACACUUCUCGGUGGAUUCGUUUACAGACGAAGAAUUGUUACUUCUGCGGAAGCAGUUGCAGGACAUGGCGCAAGAAAAGACCAAUUUGGCGUUGCAAUUGGGCGAACAGAAGGGCCAGCUCAACAUUUUACAAAAAGAAAUUCAAAAAUUAAAGGAAGAGUCCAACAUGCAAUUGGAACAUUUGACUGAAGAAAAUACGUUGUUGAGGAACCGUUUGCGGGACGUGGCCCUUUCUCCCUUGUCCGAUAAUGAAAAACAGCAAUUGUUGUUUGACUCCCAUAGACACCACAGUUCGGCACCAGCUUCUAUUGCUACAAACAUAAUCGAUGACGGUAACGGACAAGACACAACAUGCACCACUCCCGAUUGGGAUAAACAUUCUUCCAGCAAUGUUAGCGAAGUAUCGGUGGCCUGUCUUCAGGACAAAAUAAAUCAGAUGCAAGAAACUCAUUAUAGUACAAACGAAGAACUCCAAGCCACCCUACAGGAACUCACCGACCUGCAGCGUCAACUCACCGAACUUCAACAAGAAAACGAACGACUCAACGAAGAAAAAACUUUGAUGUUCGACAGUUUGUGCCGCCAGACGGAGAGGCUCAACGAUUCCAGGUCCGAGGUGGAGUCCUUGAAGCAAUUGCUCUACCAGGAGAAGGACGAUACGGGUCAGUUCGAGUCAGCGGUCGAGAGGGAACAAAAAUUGGUGGAUCUUCUGAAAUCGGCGCAGGAAGAGAGGGAGGGGUUGUUAAUGAAACUGGAGCAGCUCACCAAUGAAUUGCAGGAAACUAGAGCAGGAAUAAUCGAAAAAGACGAUCAUAUCGGUCACUUGCGGGAAAGAGUGAGAACCUUGGAGUGUACUCUGGAUGCUAAACAUGCCGAGCAUAAAUUGCUGGAUCAGGAGUUGGCCCAAGCGAAGGACCAAUGUAGUGGCAAACAAAUAGAAAUCAACAGACUGACGGAUUUGUUAGACAACGCUAGAACUAAGAUCAACGAAUUAGAACAAGACAGGACUCUGAGCGACAAAUCCGAACUAGACGAGCUCCUGGACAACGCCAGAAAAGAAAAAGAUAGCUUAGAAUCGGAGGUAGCCCAUUUGAAAGAACAACUAGCCAUUAGCAAAAACGAAAUAGAAAAAUUAAGAGAGCAGGUCUCGAUCUUACAAGAGGAAUGCAAAGUGACGAGAAAUAACGCGAAAACGACUCAAUCCGAUCUCGAAUACAAGUGCGAGAAACUCGUCAAAGACAAAAACGUGUUAAACGAACAAUUACAAGAAUUCCAAGAGGCUUUAAACGAACUACAGAACGAAGAAUGGGAGAAAUUCCAAGACGAUCUUUUAACAUCCGUUAGAGUAGCGAACGAUUUUAAGACCGAGGCCCAACAUGAAUUGCAGCGUAUGAUUUUGGAAAACAAAUCGUACAGAGACAGAGAAAGACAAUUGAAGGCGGAAAUAGAGAAGCUGAAAGGUGGGAAUCUAAAAUUAGAAGCAGAUAAGGAAAACAUGGAGCUCUUAAUCAAAAGGCCUAACAGAAACAGAAAUAAACCGACAAAAGGCUCUGGUAUAGUAUCUAGCAGUUAUAAACCCAAAAAAGACUCUGGUACCGUGUCUAGCAGUUCUAAACCAAGAAAAGAUUCUGGUACCUUAUCUAGCAGUUCUAAAUCUGAUAAAUCACUAAGUUUACCCCAAAAUCUAUCAGUAAAAAGAAGGGAAAACAAAUCUUUGAAAGCCAAACGUCUAAAAACUCUAUCGGUCGAAGAAGGAAUGCUACUUAGCUCUUUAGAUAACUAUCACCGAAACAUAGACAAAACUUUACCAGACGAAUUCUUAACGGAAGAAGAAAAAGUCAUCAGAAAAUUAAAAAUCAUCUUUGAAGAUGACUUUCUCAAAGUCAAACCGGUUGCUCCUAAACCGAAGGACCAGUUGGCAAUCAGCAAGCCUUUACUGGAUUCCGUCCUUACGAAUCCAAAACUGAUGGCCAUACUGAAAGAUCCCAAAGUCAAAACCGUAGAAGAUAUGGCUACUUUUGAAAAAGAUGCUCCAGAAAUCAGAAAUCUCAUCCAGAAUAUCGACAGAUCGAAGAAAGGCCAAAGCGAAGAUCUAGGCAAACCCGAAUACACCAAAAGGAUAUCCAUAAUCGGGAGAUCUAUGAGUUGCGAUCACGUAAAUAGAUUCGAAGAUCCUGAAGGUAAUUUAAGACUGUAUAGAACCACCGAAGCCGAAGAUUUGACCCAAGAUGUCCGUUGGAGAGAAUCAUCGAGUCUGGUGCCCAGCGAUUCCGCCUCAAACUAUAAUAGAUACAGCGAUUUUUCGCUUGUAGUAAACAGCAACGAAAAUAUAAUUAAAGACAACGUCAAAUAUUCCACUCUUGAAAGAAUCGUUAAGACUAUUCCUAAGAACGCUCCCGAAGCAGCCCUUAAUAAAGAACAACUAUUCGCACUGAAGCUCCUACAAGCUUUAGAGGAACGAAAACGUACUUUAAAAAAAUCCGAAAAAGCCAAAACCUUACCGAUUAGCGUCCCAACACCGGAUUCUGUCCUACAAAAUCAGAAACUUAAAGAAAUCAUAUACGACCCCAACAUGCAAGACAUCAGACGCAAAUCUGAGCCCCUAUCACCACCGGUUGUGCAAAAAUUGACGAGACAAAGUCAAAGUUACGAAAACAUAACUUUUAGGUUUGAAGAUCGCUCACAUGCCGUUAACGUUUACCUCAGUGAUAGCGAAUCAUCAUCAGAAACAUUUUCGAGCGCUGAAUUUAACGUUGAAACUGGUCAAACUGGCCCUUACGAACCCAUUGAGGAUUGGAGAAAGCCGCCAGGUACGCCUAAGGUGUCUAGGAAGAUGGAAUUGACCACUUUCGGAAAAAAUUCUGUAUCUAACAUCGAACAGAAGAAUAAAACUGGUUCUAAAAUGCAAUUGCUGAAAGACGAACUGGAUCAGCUAUCGCAGCCAAUAAGUUUAAACGAUAACAAAAAGCACCACAUUGUGCAAACUAGAAUUGAAAUAGAACCAAACGGCUACAAAGAGAGGCAUAUAUCUACCAUAAAUCUAGAUGACCAUAAAUAUAGACAUAGAGAUGAUAUCUUUUUAGAUAGGGAUUUAGUUGACCAACAACCAAGCCAAGGUGGCAACAAAGAUAAAUCUAGAUCUAGCAAAUAUCAAGAGGAGCAUACCUAUAGACAAAAAGAAGAUACAUUUAAAAGUAGGGAUAAAGUAGUUGACUCUUUGCUAUAUAAUGAAACACUAACUAAAAAAGGAAAAACAGUGGCGCUAGAAGGUGACUACAAGGUUGAUCUUUUGCAAGAAAAGAUCAAGAAAAAAACCAAAAAAGAACAAAGUGAUGUGAAACCUCAAGCAAAUAUAUCUAACGAAAAUAAAAAUGAAAUUAAAUAUGAAACUGAUGAUGGUGAAACGGAAAAAAACGUUUUGAACUAUUCAAAGGUUGAUAAAACAGAAGAUAAAAUUCCAAUUAUUCUUCAUGUUGCUUCUAUAGAAACUUUGGAAGGGUUUCAAUCUCACGAUACUGAUUCCUUAACUUACAACGAGACUCUUACUAGAGCAAUUGGUAGAAGAUCGCCUCAUCCGACAGAAUCAAAAAACGAACCAAAAACUCCACUCUCCAUAGAUGAACCAACAUCUUCUCCCUCCAUAGUAGAAACAACACCUCCUCCCUCCAUACAUGAACUAACAGCUCUUCCCUACAUAAAUGAACCAACAUAUCCUCCCUCCAUAGUUGAACCAACAUCUCCCUCCGUAGAUGAAGCAAUUAAAAAUAUUUCCGAGAAGUUUCAAGAGAUUCGCAAACUGAUAACAGAAGAUGAUGAAAAAGAAAAACCUCGUCUAGAUGUAGAUAUUAAAAACUUUAAACAGGAAAAUCGAGUUUCAGAACAUUUAUCGACCAAAGCGGAUGAUUUUGUUGCCGCUGAUUCUACAAUAAUUGAUGAAAUCGAUGGUUCGCCAAAUCAAUCUACAGAUUACGAUUAUCAUUCUAUUUUAAAAGAAAACCGCGUUGGUGUAACCUGUCCUUUAAACCACAGGUUAAGUUACAACCACGUGGUCAAUGAAAUUAGGAAAAGAUUCUCCAGCACCGAUUUCCAAUCGGAUGGUGAGAAUGAACACAAUGCUGAAGAAGCAGAUGACGAAAGAGAUAUUGAUGAUUCGUCCAAAGAGUUAGAAGAAGCAAAUUUUCAAAGAGAAAUUGAGAAUUAUCCCGAACAAAUUGAGAAUUCUCCAGAAGAAAUUAAGAAUUCUUCAGAAGAAAUUGAUGAACAAGGUGUUCAAACAAAAAUUGAUAAUGUAGUCAAAAAUAUUGACGAAGAAGAAGAUGUUGAAGUUAGAGCGCGCAGUUCUAGUAUCGAUAAAGAAAUGGACGACAUUUUGGAGAGUUAUUUGCAUACCAGAGUUUCCCAACUAAUAAAGCAAACUGAAGGUAAACCAUCAAAAACAAUUGAACAUUCUGUUUACUCUGAUUUUGACAGGAAGCUGAACGAAAUUGUUCAAGGUUCUUUCAACAUUGAUGACUUAGACAGUAAAAAGUCAAGCAUAGAUUCGAUAAAUCAAACCGAAUUUGAAGAUAAAGAUAUUAUGCUGUCUCAAGAGUUGCUUGAAACGCUAAUAACAUCUGACGAGUCAAAAGAAAUUCCUUACCAAAAUCUUGAACCAGAAUUAGCAGAUUGUGCUUUGCAAUUUGAAGAAAAUAAAGCUAAAGAUUAUUCGAAACUAUCGCCGACAGAAUUAACAUUUUCGGAUGAUUCUUAUUUUGAAAUAAAAGAAGGAAAUGUAACAAAUAUCAAAGCUAGUUUGAAUAUUGACGCCAAAGAAAAUAUUAAUGAUAUUAUAGAAAGUACUAAUAAAUUUAUAGACGACCAAAGAAAGAUAUCCAUAAAAUACCCUAUUUCAAAUAGAAAUAAAAAUUCAAAUGAUUUCAUUGAAGAUAAAGAGGUAAGUAGCGAACCAAUCAAACCUUUUCCAGAGUAUGAAAUUGUAUCACUUAAAAAGGACAUUCCAGAACAGGAACUUAAAGUUUUACAAAAAGAUGUUGAUACUCUUUAUCAAGUUUUUGAUAAUGAUAAAAGUGAUAUUCAUGAAAAACGCGAAAAUACAAGUCUAUUAGACAAUAAUCCAGUAAGUACCAAUGAAAUGCCAGAUGAAAAAUCUUUUGUACCACCGAUAUCAAUACCGACACUACCAGAAUACCAAAUAUUGACCAAAGAAGAAUUAGAGCUUGUACGAAGAAGCAACCAGAGAUUCCCAAGGCCCUUAUCAGAAUUUAAUGAACACGACCUUGAAUUAGUUAAGGCUAUCUCAAUAUACUAUGAAGAUGAACCUAAAGAAAUACCAAUUGGCCAUCAAACUCGCGUUGAGACAAAACUUGAAAUCAAUGAAGAUCUCACAAUAGAAGAACAAUCUUUGGAUAAUGCCAGUGAUGCAGAAAUACUAUUGGGUCUAAAGGAAAAUCCAGUUAAAGAUGUGAAGAAAGAAUAUACCCCGUCUGAUAGACGUCCUCUUUCAAAUCUUAACCAAAGAGAUCUUGAGUUAAUCGAAAAAUUAACAAAAGAUUAUUUACUAGAUGCAGAUAAAUCUAAAAAUGAUUCCGAAAGAACUGUAGAUCUGCUUGGAGAAAACAAAGAAGAGGAUCUACCAAAACAAGUUGAAAUUAUUACGAAAGAUUAUUUACUCGAUGCAAAUAAAUGUAAAAAUGAUUUCGAAAGAAUUGUAGAUCUGCGUAGAGAAAACAUAGAAGGGGGUACACAAAAACAAGGUGAAAUUAUUAUAACUAAGGAACCUUUACCCAAACCAAGAAAGACCAAAGAUAUUACGAAAGAUAGUAUAUCUUCCAAAACAGAUAUUGAGCCAUCAAAAAAUCUUGAGAUAGGUAGAAAAAAAGAUCCGAUACCUAUGCCAAGAAAUAAAAAAGAUGCUGCUGAUGAUUUAGAAACGUUGCUGACCCAGAUGAGCUCACCCAGAAGGAAAGUAAUUAAAAGAAGAUUAAUUAGCGAAAAGACUGCACCAGCUCCCUCUGAGUCAGUAAUUGAACCUAUCGACAAACCAGAAGUAGUACAAGCCAAAGAAAUAGAUCUUGAAGGAUUUGACGAAAAUAAUACAAGAAGUGUAGAUGAUAUAAAUAUUGUUAUUGGUGUUGAAGAAACAGCUAAAGAAAACAAAGAUGAAAAUGAUGGUAUCCUAGAGUCAGUUAAAUCAGAGGAUAAAGGACUUGUGGAAAUUGAAAUGAAUAAAACGAAGUUAACAAAUCAUAAAAGCGAUGCCGAUGAUAGUAGAGCAAAUACUUUAAGAAAGAAACGCGAAAUGCACGUUAUAUUGUACAGAAAUAACAAACCAAAUAAUAGACAAAAUGCAAAAAGUCUAACUUUAUCGGUAGAUGAUAAUAAUGCAGCCAAUGAAUUGAAUAAAAAUCGAUUAAGUUUAGAUCUAACAAAAUCUGAUGCUGAUACUACAAUAAAAGAAAAAAAAGUCAAAUCUUUUGCACAGCACUUUGAGCGAAUUUCACAGGAACGUAGUAAAUACGCCCAAAAAAGAAGCGAAUUAAAAACAUUUGAGGUCAGAAAGAAAUUGCCAGAGGUUCCAUCUAUCGGAAAAACAGAUAAGAAACCCAUACCGAUUCCCAGAAUCAAAAAUCAAGGUACCAAAGAUCCUGUCAAUGAUGACAGUUACGCUGAUGACAAGAACAAUGAAGUACUGAGAAAAAUGUCGCAAUGUGAAGAAAAUUUUAGUGGAAACGACCGUGCUAAUGUGAAGAAGGAAACCGAAGCCGCUGGGGUUAAAUUUAAGGUUCACGAUAAGGUCGAUAAAGUCAAUAACGAGGUACCCGGUCUAAACGAAUCUCAAAAUUUGGUUAUUGACGAUUAUAGCUCCAUUUCAACAGACGAAGAUGAAGGUGAUGCCAAUUCAAUUGAAGAUGGAGUUAUUAGAAAGAGUGACAAGUUUUUGGUCGAUCGCAUGCCUGUAAAUGAUGAUGACUAUUUGGAUGAUACUGAUGGGGCCAAAGGAUCCUACUCAGUCAUAGCGGUUGCUGGAACAGCAGAAAAACUAGACCUCAGAAAACCGUCCAAUCUAACCGUAGAACCGUCAAGCCUAAAUCUCUUCCAUCUAGAUGCAUCGAGUAUGGAGGAUCAUUACAUCGACGCCACCAACUUCAGUUACGAAAGAAGGAAAAAAAUCGGUGCUACUUACAUAGGAAUAACAGAUUCGGAUAAUGAUACUCUAGAAUCGACCGAUUCUAAACCAAAAAUUGUAGAUUUCGUACCUUUGGAUGAAGCCACCAAGCCUUACUACAAGAACAACAAUAUACCGGAUUACAGUACCUUGGAAAGAGAAAAAACCUAUCAGAUUUUAAAUGCUGUAUCCAAAGGAAAGCUCACCGAGGCCGCUGUUGAAAGUACGGCAACUAAAAACGACAGCAGAAGUAGCUUUUCGGCAGCAAAAAAAAUAUUCCAAGAUCUAGAAUCUAAAUCCGACAAAACCGGUGUUAACAAAGUGACCAUUACUAAGAGACAGUCUAAAGAUUUGUUGGAUAAUCCCGAGGAGUCUUGUACUGAAAUAACUACCGAUCCAGUCCCUUUGACAAGACCGACUAGUUUUCCUGGGGAGGACGUGGCUUUAAGAAGAAAAAACAUCGCGCUCAGUAGACAGAAUAGCAGACAAUCCGUGAAAUCGCUUAUUGAGAGUAUCGAAAGCCACGCUAAACCCGUUUUACCCAAAACUGCUGCUAGUACAGUUUCUAGGAGUAGCUCUACUUCGUCGAUAAAUUCAUCAGCUUCAGAUAUGAGAGGACCGGCGAGUCCAUCUAUCUUACCCACCCCUUCUCCGGCGUCUCCGUUACGUUCACCCGAUUGGCCGGACAUAAGCACUAACGUGUCCCAAGCGAAGACGCCCUUAAAGGAGCAACAACCGAAUAAGUUGAAUCGGGAUUGGAGCAAGAAUGUUAUUAGUGAAUCGAUAACAAAGACUGACAUUGUUAAACCUAAAAACGAAGAUGGAUAUAGGGAGACUAUAUUGCAAAAAGGAAUUGAUUUUUCUAGGAGGAAUAGUUAUUCCGAUUUAAGUGAACGAAAAGACCCGCUAAACGGACUGGUAAAGAACGGCGGUUCAAAACGGAACGCGCUCUUGAAAUGGUGUCAAAACAAGACAGUGGGAUACAGAAACAUCGACAUAACGAACUUUAGUAGUUCCUGGAACGAUGGUCUCGCCCUUUGCGCCCUUCUACACACCUACUUGGCGGAUAGAAUUCCGUACGAUAGUCUGACGCCGCAAGAGAAGAGAAGAAACUUUUCAUUGGCGUUUUCGGCUGCCGAAAGCGUGGGAAUACCCACCACUUUGAAUAUUAACGACAUGAUCCAGUUGGAGCGCCCUGAUUGGCAGCAGGUGAUGAGCUACGUAACGGCGAUAUACAAACAUUUUGAAGCUUGAAAUCAACCUUUUAAAAAUAAUUAAUUUUUCUCUGUGAUAACAGCUUUUACAAAAAAACGUCUUUCUCCAGUACUGAUGUCGUCGAUGCGACCCAACGCGUGACUCUCCGAGAAUGCCGUAUUUGGGGGCCGAUUUGUUAAAUUUGUUUCGUUGGGCGACAAAAUUUGUUAGGGAUCUUAUUCCAACUUUUGAGAAUAAUGAGAGUAAAACGUAGAGUAGAACGAUCAAAAGGAAUGACUUUCAUAGUUUCCUUCUUUAUCUAAUUCCUCGUAAUCCAUUUUCUCUAUAUCCUCUUCUAUUUCUUCUUCGUACUGUAGAUUUAGUGGUGUGAAUAAUUUUCCACGUUGGUAUAAUAUUUUCUCCAAAUAUGGCGAAUUUUUUAUGCAUUUAAUGAUUGCAUUUCGCAUUUUUCCUUACCUUCCAUGAUAAUAAUAAUCAAAAAAAUUGUGACGGGAUCUUUUUUCCACUAUUCCAAACAAAAAGAGUGAUGCAUAUUGCCUUCAUUUGUUUAAACGUAACUCUUUGAUUAAUUUAACGACCAGUUAUGAGAAUAUUUCGUUAAAUUCGACGAAACAAUUAUCAGGUUCGAAAUGUUUUAAGAAUGUACUGCUUUGAAUAAGUCAAGAUGAAUGCGGAAAAUGAACAUCUUUUAAAUAACGUACCAUGUUCUAGUAGAUGUUUCAAUUUUAAUAAUCGUCAUAUAAACUAUUCUGUGCACUAAUAAAAUCUGUUGUUCACCAAUAAAACCUGUGACCUUAUUAAAUCUGCUGUGUCCUUAUUAAAUAUAUCAUACAUUUAUAAAAUAUAUUUAUAAAAUCUUUCGUACUCGUGUAAAACAUGAUGUGCACUUAUAAAAUCUACUUUGCACUUGUUAAAUCUGUCUUGCGCUUAUAAAAUCAAUCCAGCACUUCUAAAAUUAGUCCCGCACUCAUAAAAUCUGGACGUCUAUGUUCUAAUAGAUGUUUCAAUCUUAGAAAUCAUCAUAUAAAAUCUUCCACACACUGUUGUGAACCUAUAACACCUGAUGUGCGUUUAUAACAUAUUCCGUGCACUUAUAACAUUACCCCACAUUUAUAAAAUCUUCUGUGUCCUUAUAAAAUAUGUCGUACUUAUUUAAAACGUGUCGGGAACUCAUAAAAUUUUCCGUCUAUUGCAUUUGAGUAAAAUCUUUCUAUAAUAAAGUAUAUUAUUUAUCUACUAGAUACUAUAAUAAUUAGUGAUGGGUCGCUUAGAAAAGUCGACGGACUAGUCUGAUAAGUUGACUAGUCCAAAUAUAUUUUUCAAAAGUGGACAAGUAUAUUGCACAUACGCGAAAUUAAAUUAACUAAUUCGUCUGAAUGUCUUACAAAUAAAGGCAAAAUAUAGUUUAAAAAAGAAGAAACCACAAAUGUUUACUGACUUUAAUAGGUUUUAACGAUGUUUUCGCCAGGACUUCCGAUGCUGACACGGUGGUAUCAACACUGAAAUGGCGGCGUCAGAAUCGGCAGUCAUGUGUGAAUGUUUCCAUCAAAAUCCUUAACAAGAACAGUCAUCGUGAAGUGAAUAUUGUCUGAUGUGAUCAGUUAUUAAGAAGCAAGAUUAGUGCGACAAAAUUUUUCGAAUCUGAAAAUUACAAAUUGUCACAUGGUGUGAUGUGCAUCCUGUGACGAAAAAAAUAAAUUUCCUUUAAAAUAUCCACCUAUAACACAGAAAACUCCAAUACAAUUACCAUAGGCCGAAUAGCCCUGGCAGCUGAGGCCUAUAAAAAUUGAAUUGAAGAAGAAGAUGUUUUCGUAUUUUCGUUUCAUAUUUUAUUAAAAUAAACUCGUGAAAAACUUAUCAAGAAAUCCAAAGGUUGGAAGUAUUUUACAAACGAUUAGCCUAAAAAAAAUACAAAUGCAAAUAUUGUUCCCAAAGUGUUUUUGAAAAAACAUCCAGGAUGGACAUUUAACUAUGUGUCUUCUAUGCUCAAGGUCGACUACUUUUCAUUACUCUUCACUAUAAAAAAAUUAAUUCUAAUAAAUUUCUAGAGCCAAUAAAAAUAUACAAAAAUAAUUUUCAUUUCUAUAUCAUGUAAAUGGAUUUUCAUAGAGUUUAAGCACCAACUUUAUUAGCAAAUCAAUCCGAAAUAUACAGGGUGUUCCAUCUCAGACGACCCACCCGGUAUAUUUCUUAUCUCAUAGUAAUUGGAAAAAUUUCACGAAACACGUCGGAUGAUUUUCUUUUGACGUAUAUUUGAGGCUUGAACGAGAGAUGUCCCCCAAAGAAAAUCAUCUGACGUGUUUUGGGAAAUUAUUAAAGCAAUUGCAGUACAGUUCAAACAAAUUAAAAUAUUAUAUUUAUAUCUAAAAAAAAUAUCACAAUUUCAAUAAAUGUAAGCAAUGACAAUUUGUACAGUACAAUAUUAAUAAUAAUGAAUUUUAAAUCAGCAGAUUUUUCCAAAACAAUCCUAUUAGAAAUGUUAUUUUUUUGCAAAUUUUUUAACAAUUUUUACCACAAAAACUUUCAUAUUAAUGCACAUAACAAAUCGCCAUUAGCAUUCAACAAAACGUGACACAUUUAAGUUGGUGCUAUAAAAUAAACCAUUUUUCGGUGCCAAUUUAACGUGAUUAAAAUUAUAGACAAAUUAUAUACACAUCUUAAGUCUAAUCUUAAUAAUAACACCAGAGUUUAGAUUUAUAAACGGUUUUUGUUAUUUAAAUGUUCGUUUUUGUUGAAAGCAUAAAUGUAAUUUCCGAAGACUAGUGUCGGGUGUUCCUGAUCAGAUCUUCUAUUUCACUGGAACAUAAAGUAACGACAAUUAAAUAAUAAAGUAAUAUAAAAAUCCUGUAUAUUUGGCACGUUUUUCAUUGGGUUGAGAUACACGAUCCGUUUCAUCCUAAUAAAUGGCAGUACAUUCAUUUCAAUCGACGUGCAACUGAUCAUUUUUUCGAUAAUUUAGACGAUUUGUUCUCAUAACAGGUGUUUUUACCAAAGAAACGUAAAUUAUUUUUUUUUUAUUAAUUUUUUAUUUGAUUUUGAUGUUUGAUGGGAUUUUUGAUACGAGAAUUUUUACAGAAUGUUUAAAUAUAAAAAAAAUGUAUCUAUUUGAAAAUGUAUUUUGUAUGGAUAUUUACUCACUUUUUUAUGUAAUCUAGUCAAGUAGCUUAUAAUAUUUGUAUAUGUACAUUUGUUGUACAGGGUGGUUCGUGCAAAUCUGUUUUUAUUUUGAUUAAUUGAUAAUUCCCACUGUUUUUUUUUUAUUAAUUACGAAUUUCGGUUAAUAAUCUAUUGGGGGCGAGUCAGGCGAUCGCGCUGGCGUGUAAGUUCUUUUCGUUCGUUUCAAGGAAUGGAUUGCAUAUACUAGAACGCCCUGUACACCUUAAAUUUAGUAAUAUAACAAGACUGCUUAUUUUAGGUAAAAAUAUAUUUGUAAACUAUGAGAAAUUUUUAAACUAUUUGAGUGAUUUUCCUGCCGCUGAGAUGUUUUUUUUUCUCGUUUUGUAACCAAACUGAACGAUUAUUUCUUCUUUUUCUUGAUAAAUUUUCUUUUAGGAUAAAUGCAUAUAUCAGUGUUUGUAAUUAUAGGAAGUUGUCGAUACCUUAUUUGUUGUUAUUUUUCAAGUUAUUGAUAACGAAGUUUGUUUGUGG